Sinocyclocheilus rhinocerous is the source of this 705-nucleotide messenger RNA. RefSeq names its product centromere protein K-like. Gene Ontology annotation, cellular component: nucleus. Gene Ontology annotation, biological process: mitotic sister chromatid segregation; kinetochore assembly. Lineage: Eukaryota; Metazoa; Chordata; Actinopteri; Cypriniformes; Cyprinidae. The coding region runs from base 169 to 705 and encodes 178 amino acids. The transcript has 7 exons. The record is from RefSeq and is a predicted model, not a curated record.
UUGAACGUCCACAGCGUGCGACGCCGGCAUUACGUCAUGACGUUGUUGUUGGCGGUAUUUUUGUUUGGCAUAUACAGUGUUUACUGCCAAAUUCGGGUGUAGCAUAGCAUUCACUUAAAAGAAAAGCCAUAGAUGCUGUAGACUCCAGCACCAUCAAAGCAGACAGAAAUGGAGCGGGAAGCCCAGUCCUCUCAGUCUUCAGAGGCUGCUGCAAAAGCAGUGUUGUUAGAGGAGUGCGAGGAGCAGUUUGGACUGCUUCAGAAGCUUCAAAAUGAGAUAAUUCUGGCAGAUACAGAGGCUAAUGAUGAUCAAUCAAAUGAGGCAGUGAAUCGCCUGAUUGCAAUCACAUCUGAGCUAGAGCAAUGGCAAGAAAUGGAACCAAAAUUGCUGACAACAAGUCCUGAAGUCUUAUUAGCGGUUGGUAAAGAAGAAUUGCAAAGACUCAACAAUCAACUUAAAAUGGUCCUGUCAUGCUCACAAGCAAAGCUGGAUGCCCAGAAAAAGAUUUUGAAAAGGUGCAGAGCAUUUAAGUCGACGAAAGAGAGAGAGAGAGAGAUCAGUGGGCAAGAGACGGACUCCGCCUUUGCCGUCGCCCAAUACCGAGCCCCCGGUUCAGUGAAGGGGGAAAUCACAGAUCUGCUAGCUAAUGCCGGGGUCCCCCUUUUUGCGUCGUCUCCGGGCGUAGAGAUGAUGGGCUUCCCGUAA